Pollicipes pollicipes is the source of this 1474-nucleotide messenger RNA. RefSeq names its product Signal peptidase complex subunit Spase22-23. The coding region runs from base 118 to 660 and encodes 180 amino acids. Gene Ontology annotation, biological process: protein targeting to ER. Gene Ontology annotation, cellular component: membrane; signal peptidase complex. NCBI's taxonomy places the organism in Eukaryota, Metazoa, Arthropoda, Thecostraca, Pollicipedomorpha, Pollicipedidae. The transcript is spliced from 3 exons. The record is from RefSeq and is a predicted model, not a curated record.
CGGCUGUUGCCAAAAUACCGUAGCUCGCCGGGCAGGCGUCCUCUGACCAGUUGUGUUCAGUUCGGAAAACCUCGCAUUAAAAUUUGGAUACGUGGUUAGAUAGCGUCAAGCUAGAUCAUGAAUACCUUUUUGUCUCGGGGUAAUGCACUGCUUGCUUUCACAUUGUCGGUACUCGCAUCCUUAACUUUUUGCUGUUUUGCGUCCACAUUCUUCAACGAUAAUAGUCGGACUGCUAACGUGAAGACGGUUCAGGUGGUUGUGAAGAACGUGGCCGACUACAGUGCCUCCCGCGAGAAGAAUGACCUGGGCUUCCUGACGUUCGACCUGGAGGCGGACCUGACGUCUGUGUUCAACUGGAAUGCCAAGCAGCUGUUCCUGUACCUUGUGGCCGAGUACCAGACGCCGAAGAACACACUCAACCAGGUGGUGCUCUGGGACAAGAUAAUCUUGCGCGGAGAGAACGCCAAGCUUGAUGUCAAGGGCAUCAACACCAAGUACUACUUCUGGGACGACGGCAACGGCCUCCGGGACAACAAAAACGUGACGUUAUCUCUACGGUGGAACGUGAUUCCGAACGCGGGUCUGCUUCCGAAUGUGGCGGCGCAAGGCGUGCACACGUUCGCUUUCCCCGCGCAGUACGCUACGGCCAGGAGAGCCUGAGCCCGCCGGCCGCGAGUGCCAUCUUUUGUUCAUAGUUGGAACUGAUGAUUUUGCGUGUACGAACCAGAUGCGCCUGCCCCGUUCAGAGGAAAUGCCAAGCUGCAGAUGGCGUGUUUGCUCGAGCAUACAUGCGGUCAGGGUGGCUUGGUGCUGUAUAUAUUUGAUGCGUGUGCCUCGAGGUACGCAGCGGUGGACGAUAACAGGCGCGCUUCUCAAAGGGUACUGCUGGGACAUUUUGUCAGACCCAUUGGAUUGGAUUGGCAAUGUUCAAUUCAGGAAACCCGAAGUGUCGAAGCUGGCGUUGUUUGCAGAAUCGGGUCGAGCACAUCUUCUUACUGUUCUCCUAACCUUUCCUGAACUGUGUACAGGCUUUUCCGCGCGCGCCACCCGUUUUGAGAGCUGGUGCUCUUCCCAUGGCGUGGCAACCCAAGCUGCACGGUGUCCGUCUCACCGAGCCCCAGUGCGUGCAAGUUGAGCAGCAGGCUGGGGGACCAUGCAUUGCAAAAUCAACGGGCAUCGUCCCAGUUGUGCAUUUCUUGAGGUGCUGCUUGCUGGUGCGGGGACUCGGAAUGCCAGCGGUGGUGUUUUGAGGCGUCUGCUCGUGCCGAUCUCAACAGCGCGUGCGGUUGUUGGGUGCACCUUCUCAACCUUUGAACAUUGCGUUGGUGGGUGGGUGGUUUGAUGCCGGUUGCUGGGUGGCAAUCUGGUUAUCUUUUUGCACGGACUUGUGGGUGCUGAUUUAGAUAUGUCGGAGCGCGGACUAUUUGUGCAUAUAUUGUGCAUUUGAAUAAAACAAUGGAGCUGGUCGGGAAAC